UCCUCUUCCACGAGGUGGAGCUCAACAACAGUUUAACAGGCUCUGUCCCUUAGACCUGAUGGGAGCUGCAGUGGAGCAGGUCAGCAGCAGCAGGAAUCCUACUGGGAGGUGCCUAAAAUCAGCUCUGGACUCUGCAUGUUUGAAAGCAUGAAAAAACCAAGAAUGUAUCUGAAGAUCAAAGAUGACCAGUGUGAUGGAACAGGAACAGGUGAUGAAUAUUGUAAUUUUAAAAUUGAGAAGAAUUUGGAAACUGGAUCUGUGAGUCUGGAAUCGGUGCAAAAUAAAGGGAUAUAUAUUGGUCUUCUGCCAGAUGGCCAAACUAAACCAGCUGUUACCACAGGGGAGAGAAAUAUCUUUUUCUACCUACAUGUCAUCAAAUUUGGCCGCAAAAAGCCUAUGGGAACAUCUGCAGCAUGCAAACAAGAGAAGAAAGACUUCAGAGAAUCUCAAUUCCAACCAGCAAAAGCCCAGGAGCCAGUACCUUAAAGGCCUUCGACUCCCCCACCCUCAAAAGAAAUGAGAAAUCCCCAAGGUGCUGAGUGUCCCCUUCCUUCAGAUGAUGAAUGGAAAGUGUCAAUGCUGACAGAAAAUGCAGGAACUGAAGAAAGUGUUGCUCUUUGGAUAUAUGGAGACAGAGGAUUAACUGGACCAAUAACUCUUGGCAAGGGCAGCAGGAAGCAACUGUUUUUUCCCAGGCAGGAAGAUGAAUUUCAGGGUAAAAUAAACAUCAUUGGAAAUAUCUAAAGAAUUGAACUUGAUGUUUUACCAAAUGAACAAACAGCGUGGAACUUACAAAGGGUGAUACUGCAACAUCUAAAGAGCAAGAAAACACUGAUUUUUCCAGCAAACACAGGGUUAUCAAAGAAUCAUGGUGAUAGAGAAUUUCUGUGUGAACUUUCAGUAGUGGAAGGUGGAAAACCUAUCUAUCCAAUUGUUUUACACCAUAUUUAUGUCCACAUGGGUGACUUGGAGCUGGUUGAGACAGGCUCUGCAGUUUAUUUGUGUAUCUAUAGAAAAAGAGGAGAUUCUGGUCUAAGACUUCUGCAUAAAACUGGGAUAGCUGUGACAUUUCAGAGAGGAAUGGUCGGUGUUUUUGAAGUGGAAGCUGUAUCUCUUGGGAAGCUGCAGAAGGUGCUGUUGCACUGUGAGGCCAGCCCCAAGUCCCAACAUUGGUACUGUGAUAAAGUCAUUUUCAGAGAAGCCGAGAAGAACUCAGAAUAUGUUUUCAAUUGUGAAAGGUGGCUUCCAUUUAUGUCUCAAGGUAUAAUGCAUUCAGAAAUUGAGCUGUACCCUCAAGAAGAAGACUGGAAGAUAACUGUAGUCACUGGGGAUUUUGAAACAGCUGGCACAACAGCAACAGUAUUUCUUUAUGCUUAUGGAGAAAACAGAGCUUCUGGUCCUAUUACUUUGGGAUCCGGGAAAGAGCAGCUGUUCGAUCCCAACAGUAAAAAUGCAUUUAAGGUUAAUCUCAUAGAUCUUGGGCUGUUACAUAAAAUCCGCAUUGGCCGUGACAACACUGGAAAUGAUCCCAGAUGGUACCUGGAGGAAGUCACAUUUGAAAAAGUAGUCCCUCUUUCUGUUGAAGAGAUUUGUCUCCCCAUAGAGAGCUGGCUUUCCAAAGACAAGGAUGAAUGUGAUACGUGGAGAGAAGUGGCAAUAAGGGACCCUGUAGAGGAGCUUUUGCCAUUGUUGGUAUAUGAGGUCCAUGUAUACACAUGUGGUAAACUUGGUGUUGAAACAGAUUCCAAUGUUUGUAUCAGCCUCAUUGGGACAAGAGGUACUGGCAAAAGGAAGCUCCAUAGAUCUAAGAAUGAUAAUGUUAAGUUUCAACAUGGACAGAUGGAUAUAUUCUGCAUAAGGGCUGUCUCACUAGGAGACUUGGAGAAAGUUCUGAUCAGCCAUGAUGGAGCUGGUCCAGGCAGUGGAUGGCUCCUGGAUAAGAUUGUCAUCAAACAUAAAGAAGGAGAGGAAGCUCAGGAGGUUGUGUUUCCUUGUAAUAGAUGGUUAGACGAAUAUCAAGACGAUGGGAAAACAGAGAGGGAGCUAACUGCCAAUAAGGAUGGCAGUUCAAUGAAAGCAUUCCUUAAAGGACCACAGUGGACAGUGCAGGUUAAAACAGAUGGAGAUUCCCCAGAGCCACAGGAGUGUAAAAGGACCCUUGUGAUUUAUGGCUCAAAGAGCAAAAGUGAUGAGCUUCUGCUUUCUCCACAAACCCUAGGAUAUGUGUGCUUUUUGCCCAGAGCAAAUGAUGAAUUAAUUUUGAGUCAGAAAUAUACAGUUGAGACUGCAGAUCUGGGAGAUGUAUACAAGAUUCGAGUCAGGUGUGAUGAUGUGCCAGGCUUUAAGGGCUGGCAUCUGAAGUCUUUUCACUUACAAGAGUUGCAUACAAAACAAGAACUGAACUUCGAAUGUAACUGCUGGCUCGCUCUGAGAGAAGAUAAUGACCUGAUAAAAGAACUCCCCGCUGUCACAGAGGACCAGAAAACUUUACCAGUAUAUAAGUAUGUUGUUUCUGUACGUAUAGGUGACCACUGGGGAGCGGAGACUUUUGCAAAUGUUUAUCUCACUCUCUAUAGCAAAAGAGGGGACACAGGUGUGAGGAAACUUCAUACAUCUUUAACAAAAGGAAGAAAAGUUCAAAGUAAUAAGGUCGAUUCAGUUUUGGUGGAAGCUGUUUCUCUGAGUCAUUUGCAAAAAGUGGUCAUAGGCCAUGAUGGAGAAGGCUAUGGGGUGGAAAUGUACCUCAAGAUGGUAACAGUCAAGGAAUCACAAGAUUCAAACAAAGAAUGGGUCUUUCCAUUUUGGAACUGGCUUGAUACCCAUCUGGGCUUAUGUGAGACUGUUUAUAAGAUUGCAACUGUUGGCAGAAGGUUGACUCUUAGUCCUAAACUGCCUGAUAUUAGCAUGAAGGUUUCCGUAAUGGAUAUCACUGGAUCUGACUUGGGUGGUGAAGAGGAUCCAAUAUGCCUAUUUUUAAUCUUCUACGGCAACCUGAGUCACAAAAAGUUUUCACUUCAAGUCACAGGAAAAGCAAUUCAGAUCAAAGAUGAACUGGCAGAUAUUGGCUCAAUAUACAAAGUUCAGGUAACUGGCCCACACAGCGAGCUAAAACAGCCAUGGCACUUAGAUUUACUGCACACGAAGCACACAGGCACAAAGGAAGAAAUGUAUUUAGCUUUUGACUGCUGGUUCAACGCUAAGGAAGACAAAUGUGUGGAGCUGCCAGCUCUCUAUGCAGAUCAGGAGCCUUUGCCUGUUGUGGAAUAUGAAAUCCAUUUUCACAAGGGAGACUUGGAGAAGACAGGCACUGGAGAGGUUUAUCUUUGUAUACAAGGAGAAAAAAGUGACUCGGGGAAGUGAUGGCUUAACUCGAUAAACAGCCUGAUCACUUUUGCUAAAGGGCAGGUGGGUAUUUUCAAAAUCAAAUCUAUAUACCUUGGCAAGUUAAAUAAAGUUUGUGUUGGAUUUAAGUCUAAAAAAAAGGCUGACUGGUGGUAUUUGGAAAAAAAUGUUAUAAAAGAAGUCCUCUACCCUUUUUCUGCACAUUUUUUUCACAAUGGCUGGAUCAAUUAACGCUCCAAGGAAGAUUUUGUAGAAGUUGCAAUUCUGCUCGAAGAAACAUCUGUGACAUCUCCUCCCAUGGAAAAUUUAGAUAUGAAAAGUAGAGGAUGAUGGCAAACAUGGGUGCACUGCACACAAGUACCAGAAGACGUUCCUAACAUUCAAGUUGUUGUAUUUGGAAGAAAAGGGAAAUCUCCUGCACAGAAAUUUCAAAAUCUAAGUGAUACUCCCUUUUUGUUUCUAUUGGGAUGGAAAUAGGAAAUUAAAUAAUUCAAAUACAUUAAUUUCUUUCUCUCAUUCUGCCUGCAGCUUCAGUUAAAAGACCUGGACACUAAACAAGAGUUGAACUUUCACACUGAAGCCCCAUGUCUGUUUGGAGAAGAUAGAUCUGGCACCGUGACAGAGCUUGCUGCAGUCAGGCCAGACCAGCCACCACUCAGGGAAGUCCUUUACUUGAUCAAUGUCCAUACAGGAACACUCCGUACAUCAGGAACUGAUGCAGAUGUAUUUAUUACAGUAUUUGGAUACUCCUGCAAAAGGAGACUAAGGCACUCGCAUUUUGAAAGAAGGCAAGUUUCUAUCUCUGGAAUGAGAACAAUAGACCUUGGACAGUUAAGCAAAGUGCUUGUUGAGCACCAUAAUGCGGGUUAUGGAGCUGGAUGGUACCUCGACCAAAUUGUCACCCGUGAAUCAGGCAAGACUGAUGAACAAUAUGUAUUUCUUUGCCAGCAACCAUUAGAGAGUGGAGUUGGUGAUGCACAGAUCAAAUGAACAUUGAAACUUCUUGGAAAAGUCAGGAAUGGAACGGUGACAGGAAAGAUUUAUGGGACUUGGGAUGUUCAUGGCACAAAUAGUGAUAUUUCUUCUAGUUCCAUGAACCCUAAAAUGUCUUUAACUGUAUGUGGUGAGAACAGAACUUGCACUUCAGUCAUAUUCCCCAAAGGAUCCUUUAAAAAAGAGCAGAUUUAUGAGGCUUCUAUUGAACUAAGUAAGAAAUUUAAUACUAUAUUCAAAGUUCACCUAGAAAUUGAAGAAGCUGGAGAACGAGAGACUUGGUGUUGCUGUGAGGUAAAGCUUCAACACAGAGACACUAAAAAUGUUCUAGAAUUCCCAUUUUAUCAUAACUUUGCCGAUGAAGAAGUAGGAAGAGUGACUGAGAUUCCAGUUUUCACAGCUGGGUCUCCUUUUCCAUCAGUGAAAAUCUAUGUUCCCUACAUCACUACAGGAGCUAACCCUGGGUCAGGAAUAGAUUCAGAUGUGUAUGUCAUGCUGCAAGACUCCUUGGGAGAUACUGGCAGAAGAAAGUUAAUUAGAAAUGGAGAUAAAAUUUUCACUAAAGGAAAGGUGGAUAUUUUUCGAGUGGAGGCCGUAGAUAUUGGUAUUCUGAAAAGGAUGGUUGUUGAAAAAGGGAGAGGCUCUGACUGGCUUCUGGAGAAGAUUAUUGUGAAAGAGUCAGCCUCUCCAGGGGCAGAAACAUUGUUUAUGGCUCAAACAUGGCUUAAAGAUAGACGUGAUGGAAAAAGAUCUGCCUCAGUAACUCUGGAUGACACGGAAGUUCAGGAGAGGAGGAGUACAUCUGUCUGGCCUUUAGGAAGACAGCAAAUGAAUUCAGAAGGCAGAUGGAGGACUUAUUUCACAAAACAUCAAGAAGAAACGAAAUCAGAAUUUGAAAAGUUGUCAGAAAAUGUAUCCAAGAUGGUUAUGGUUUUUUAUGGAAGCAAUGGCAAGUCAAAUCCAGUUUCCAUGGAAAACAAAGUAGAACAUCAGACUGAGAACCGAAUAACUUAUGAUACACAUUUGCCGUCCAAUUUGGGAAUGCUUUAUAAAGUGAGACUUGGCCUACCGAGUUUGGAAAACAACAUAUCCCAGUUGUCUCUUUGUCACUUUAAAAUACAAAACACAUCAACCCUGGAUACCUUUAGUCUCACCAUAAAUAAAACACUUCCUCUUUCUUCUAAUGGAGAUGGAUGGAUUGAAUUCCCUAUACAGUGGCCAUUAAAAGAAGCACUUUCUGUGGUUACAUAUCAUCUAACAGUAUUUCCAAGAAAUAUUUUGAUUGGGAGAAAUUUAGUGCAACGUAUAUAUGAUACUCAUGGUGACACAGGGGACAGAUCCCUUCUCCAGUCAUUGCAGAAUGUACAUCAGGGAGAGAAAAAUGAGAUACUCUCUCUUAAAUCAUUUCUAGUUAUUGUGGAUGCUGUUGACUUGGGAGAACUGGAAAAAAUUGUUCUUUUGAUCAGCAGCAAAACAGGCUGCAAACUGGACAUUAAAAAACUGCAUGUGCAAGAAGUUGCGAAGGAGCGUCCUAUCUGUGUAUUUGAAAUGAAUGAAGGCUUUUCUGUGAAUGCAAAUAAGUCCAAAAUACAGAGAGAAAUUCCAGGAUCUUUUGUUAUUAGAGGAGAGAAGCGAAAGAAUGACACAGAUAACAACUUGAAUAAACAAGGAAGUAAGUAAAAAAACCUGAGAGAGUAUACUAUUAAAGUGUACACAGGUGACAAAAGGGGAGUAGGGACUGAUGCCAAUGUGUGUCUUAUUUUGUUUGGGAAUGAGAACAAAUUUGAGGUAUUCCAACUUGCUCACUCACUGGAGCAUCAAAACCCCUUAGAAAGAGGAAAGGUUGAUAUAUUCAAGGUUAAGACAAAAAAAUUAGGCAGCCUACUCAUUGGCCAUGAUGGGAAAGGAUUUGCAAGUGGCUGGUUUCUAGAAAAAGUGGAAAUCACAGCUGCAGCUAGGAAUUUAAUGCAUCGUUUUAACUGUAGGUGGCUUUCUGAAGAUGAAAGUGAUGACCUUACCAUAGUGCAACUUUAUGCACAGCUGCUUGAUUUAUGA
Hirundo rustica (Barn swallow) is the source of this 6390-nucleotide messenger RNA. Its product is annotated as lipoxygenase homology domain-containing protein 1. The record is from RefSeq and is a predicted model, not a curated record. Lineage: Eukaryota; Metazoa; Chordata; Aves; Passeriformes; Hirundinidae. Gene Ontology annotation, molecular function: protein binding.